This is a messenger RNA of Clonostachys solani, 171 nucleotides long. The record is from the annotation of a GenBank genome assembly. Lineage: Eukaryota; Fungi; Ascomycota; Sordariomycetes; Hypocreales; Bionectriaceae.
AUGGCCAACGCAUGCCCCCAUUCGUUUACCAUGAUCAAGUCGGACAGCACUCUAGUCCAGUGGAUGUGCAGUUUCUGUCAUUCGGGACCUGCUUGGUUCAUCUUCCAAUGCAAAUACUGCAACAUCAAGGUCGAAGCUUUUCCUCGGAGAAUCCGCAACUAUCCUACUUGA